AUUUUGCACUCUUUCGCUUCUCUAACACUCGCAGAGGUCGUCUAAAAACUAAAAGCAUUUCCUCACUCUUUCUUUUGCUGCGGAGACCGAAACAUUUCGGCAGGUGUGGGAGGGAUCGGUGGUCUUUUUUUCUGGUGAUGUUCGGAGCUGGGUUUUUGGAAUUCGUCGAGCUGAAGCGAUUUGAGGAGUUGGGUUUGAUCCGAGAGUGAAGGUUUAGGGUGUUUGUGUUCGGAAAUCCGUGAUGGAGAGGGAUUUCUUGGGUCUGAGUUCGAAAGAAUCGGUGACGCUUGUGAAGGAGGAGACUAAGGAUGCAAGCAAGGAUUCAGUCUUCAUGAGAGGUCCAGGCAUGCAAUGGCCUUUCUCAAACAAAGUCUCUGCCAUACCUCAGUUUAUUAUGCCUUUCAAGGCUGGUCAAGAAGACAGGGCAAAAAAGAUUGUAUUUGAUCCCCUUGCCUCUUCUGGAUUUAUUCCUGCUAUAGCAACAGCAGAUGCCUUUGAUGCUAAUCACAAAUCAACUUCUGGCAUGGUUCAGAAAAGCUUCAAUUUUGAUAGGCAAGGGGGUACCCAUUAUGCAAUGUCAGCUUAUCCUAUACAACACGUUGAUGCCCAUGCCACCCAUCGCCCAACUGAUGUGAGGAUGUUUCAAGCUAACCAAGCAAUUUCUGUUGCCAUGAACAACCCUUUCUUCAAGACUAACAUUGCUACCACGGGUCAGAGCAUGGCUGCUGCUAAUGUGAAGCAGCAACCUCUUGGAGGAAUUCCUGUUGGAACCUCACAUUCUAUUCUUCCUACAGUGAGUUCCAUGGCAAGGGCCAUAGAUCCAAGGAACAUUUCAAAGCCCUCAGGAGCACCUGCUCAACUGACCAUCUUUUAUGGGGGAGCUGUCAGUGUCUAUGAUGAUAUCACUCCUGAAAAGGCUCAGGCUAUUAUGUUCUUUGCUGCAAGUGGGUCUUCCGUGACAAACCCAAGAGCUCAAGUGCAGGCACCGACCCCAAAACCUGCAGCAAGUGAAGGUCUGCAUGGGAACCAGUCCUAUGCUGCAUCGCCAUGCUCAGGUCUCUCAAGCCCCAUUUCUGUUAGUUCACAUGCCACUGCUCAGUCAGGUAGUGGAUCUAGCAGCCCCGAUGAGCUAAUUGCUUCAAAGCCGAAAGGUAAUUUGAGUGCUCCCAGCUGCCAACAGGAGCCCCAAAACAUGGUUUCUUCUAUAAGCUCUGCUACUCCCACUCUGAUGCCUGCAGCUGUGCCUCAAGCCCGUAAAGCAUCCUUGGCUCGGUUUCUGGAGAAGCGCAAGGAGAGGAUGAUGAGCAUGACCCCUUACAACAUCAACAACAAGUCAUUAGAUGAAUCCACCAACCCUGAAUCCAACAGUCUCAGUUUUUCUGCAAAAUCUGGUCCAGUUUCCACUAAUCCUCUCAGCCAGCAAGGAGCAGGCAUGGUGCUUGGGGUCCAACAAGAAUGAGGGUGGCAACAAUACCUUGCAGCAUGGUACCACGGAGAUUUGACCUGAAGAAUUAUUAUGCAUUAGCUAUUUUUGCCACUUUUGUUUUUCCUUUUUUUAUCUUUUAAUGAUUUUUAAUCCCGAUUCUUUCGGCCUUAAAUCUUAAUUAAGUCUCUUAAGUAUAUGUUUUUAGAUGGUUCUCUUUCCUGUAGAUGUGAUCGGAGCCUUUUCAUCCGAGAACGCUUGGGGAAACUUUGUAACAAUUUUAACUUCUACGAGAUAUUG
Molecule: messenger RNA, 1723 nt
Organism: Nelumbo nucifera (sacred lotus)
Lineage: Eukaryota; Viridiplantae; Streptophyta; Magnoliopsida; Proteales; Nelumbonaceae
Product: protein TIFY 6B-like
Biological process (GO): regulation of jasmonic acid mediated signaling pathway; response to wounding; regulation of defense response
Cellular component (GO): nucleus
Source: RefSeq, a predicted model, not a curated record